Penicillium longicatenatum is the source of this 636-nucleotide messenger RNA. RefSeq names its product YbhB/YbcL family Raf kinase inhibitor-like protein. The transcript has a single exon. The record is from RefSeq and is a predicted model, not a curated record. NCBI's taxonomy places the organism in Eukaryota, Fungi, Ascomycota, Eurotiomycetes, Eurotiales, Aspergillaceae. The coding region runs from base 1 to 636 and encodes 211 amino acids.
AUGGCUACGAUUCUGCAUUAUCUGCAGUACUUCCUCGGCCGCUUGUUCUAUCCCUUCCGAGGCCAUGACUCCCGCCAGUUCAUCUAUAGCCCGGCAUUCAAAGAUAUACCCAGGCCAAACAUGACCCUCAUAUGCGACGAAUGCGGUCCGUCUGGCUCGAAGCUUCUCCUGCACCACACAUCCCUCGCUGACGAUGGCGUCGGUUGCAUUCCCGAGCUGAAGUGGACACCCCCACAAGUCACCGGUCCUGUCGAGGAAUACAUCUUGAUUAGUGAAGACAUCGACCUGCCAAUUCCCUUUCUCGUUAUUCACCACGGUCUCUUUUGGGGAAUCAAUCCCUCCUACCGUGCUGUGACUCCGCUGCAGACCAAUGCAUCGAAGGACGGUCCAAAAUGGCAGACAAGUUGCGCGUGGAAAUACGUUCCUAACCUCCGAGGCUCAGCUUAUGUCGGCGCAAACCCUGUUCUCGGCCAUGGAACCCACCGAUAUGUUUUCACUAUCAUUGCUCUGAAGGAGAGUCUCAAGUUCGACACCCCUGAGAAGGUCAGCAAAUCGGACAUCAAAAAGGCCAUCGCUGGCAAGGUUAUCGGUUGGGGUCAGUGGGUCGGCGAAUUUGAGCGCCCGUGGCCUAACUAG